GGAAUGAGAAUUUCAAAAAUAUUAAUUUUUCUAUUUUUAAUUUGCCUAAUGUUUGAAAUGGCGGAUUGCGUAGAAGAUGAGAAACCGAAAAAAGAAGAUCAAAAACCAAAAAAGUUGAAGAUUCUGAUGAAGAAAAAGGGAGAGCAAGAGAGUGGUAAAGUAAACAAAGGGAAAAUUCAAGACGAGAAAAUGAGUGAAGAUAAGGAUGCUCCUCUAUCAAAUCUGAAGGAUCUCCCAAGCCUCGGAUAUUUAAAAGAUUACAAGCCAAGUCAGUUAAAGUUUAGUAUAAAAGCCAGCCGAUAG
This is a messenger RNA of Meloidogyne enterolobii, 303 nucleotides long. The record is from the annotation of a GenBank genome assembly. Lineage: Eukaryota; Metazoa; Nematoda; Chromadorea; Rhabditida; Meloidogynidae.